Messenger RNA from Phragmites australis (common reed), 574 nucleotides. Its product is annotated as serine/threonine-protein phosphatase 7 long form homolog. The transcript is spliced from 3 exons. The record is from RefSeq and is a predicted model, not a curated record. Bases 197 to 574 code for a protein of 125 amino acids. NCBI's taxonomy places the organism in Eukaryota, Viridiplantae, Streptophyta, Magnoliopsida, Poales, Poaceae.
CGUACCGCAGUUCAGCUGGGCAUCAGCUGUUCUUGCUGCGACGUAUCGGGCGCUCUGCGACGCAUGCACGAAGAAGGAGGCGCUAGCCACUUUUGCCGAGUGUCCACUUCUUCUUCAGCUAUGGUCGUACGAGCAUUUCGCCAUAGGCAGGCCGGUGGUGGAUCGCUCACCGUACCCAGAGGAGUGGUACGGCGAGAUGGACGAGGACGCGCCGACAAUGGCCUCGCUGUGGUGUCGUCGACGGCCACACUGGGCCCACGAGCAGCCUCGCAGCGCGUACGAGCAUUUUCGUACCCAGUUUGACAGGCUACGUCCUAACGAUGUGGUAUGGGAGCCAUACAACGCUCGGUCCGUGCAUACACGUGCAGGGUUGGGAUUGUCACCCUUGUGCACCCGCGACGAGGAGUACUGGCUCACCAAGGCGCCCCUUGUCUUCGACAUCUACGUCAAAGAGUACUCACCGCAGCGCGUCAUGCGGCAGUUUCGCCGUCACCAGGCAUUCCCGCUCGUCCCCAUCCGUACAGUCCCCUUGCACCUGCUGCCAUGGACCGCGUCCGACAAGGGUAUCACCUAA